UGCGGCGGAGCCGCUCCCGGGGUGAGGGUUCGCACCAGCCCCUGAGGCAAACACUGCGAGCGACCGAAACUGGCCGUGAGGCUUCCUGAGUUACUAGAUGACCUUUUGGGGCUCCUUGGUGAAGGCACAGUGACAUGUUGGCGUUGAGACAUUGAAAAAAGACUAACCGGAGGAGCCGGGCUUGUUCCCAUCCUGAGCUCACUCAGGGGCCUUAGCCCGUUGGCUGGCAAGGGACAGGCAGAACCGAUGGCAUCAUCUUCCUCCUUGCUGUAGUGACUUCUCUCUUUCUGGCUCUGGCGGACGUCUGAGUGAAAGGUCAGCUGGCCCUUCAGCCUGUGUGCUAACGGGCUGGGCGGAGAGCCGCCUCGCAGGCGCCUUCAGGAUGCCCGCGGCCCUGGUGGAGAACAGCCAGGUCAUCUGUGAGGUCUGGGCCAGCAACCUGGAAGAGGAGAUGCGCAAGAUCCGCGAGGUCGUGCUCAGCUACAGCUACAUCGCCAUGGACACGGAGUUCCCUGGUGUGGUGGUGCGGCCCAUCGGGGAGUUCCGCAGCUCCAUCGACUACCAGUACCAGCUGCUGCGCUGCAACGUGGACCUGCUGAAGAUCAUCCAGCUGGGCCUCACCUUCACGAACGAGAAGGGCGAGUACCCUUCCGGGAUCAACACCUGGCAGUUCAACUUCAAAUUCAACCUCACGGAGGACAUGUACUCCCAGGACUCCAUCGACCUCCUCGCCAACUCGGGGCUGCAGUUCCAGAAGCACGAGGAGGAAGGGAUCGACACGCUACACUUCGCAGAGCUGCUCAUGACCUCGGGGGUGGUGCUCUGCGACAACGUCAAGUGGCUUUCGUUUCACAGUGGCUACGACUUUGGCUACAUGGUGAAGUUACUUACGGAUUCCCGCCUGCCAGAGGAGGAACAUGAGUUCUUUCAUAUCCUGAACCUUUUCUUCCCGUCCAUUUACGACGUGAAGUACUUGAUGAAGAGUUGCAAGAACCUUAAGGGCGGCCUGCAGGAAGUUGCCGAUCAGCUGGAUUUGCAGAGAAUCGGAAGGCAGCACCAGGCGGGCUCAGACUCACUGCUGACGGGAAUGGCGUUCUUCAGGAUGAAAGAGUUGUUUUUUGAGGACAGUAUUGAUGACGCCAAGUACUGCGGGCGGCUCUACGGCCUGGGCACGGGGGUGGCCCAGAAGCAGAACGAGGACGCGGACUCCGCCCAGGAGAAGAUGAGCAUCCUGGCCAUCGUGAGCAGCAUGCAGCACUUCCAGCCGCCUCUGCCACCAGCAUCCAGGCUCCUCGAUACCUUUUUAAAUGCCCAGGACACCAGGAACAAUGAGUAAAAUGUCUAUAACGUUACCCGUUGUCAUUCUUUUUCUUGUUCGUUGUCGCUGCGCCCUGAGGAAGACGCCGGGCCCUGGCCCGCGGGGGCGCAGCGGACGCCAACGGGUGCUGCGUGCAGCGGCGCGUCCUCCCGCCCCCCUUUCCUGAGCCUUCUUCGGGACACGUGUCGGCGCUUUGCUGGCCUUUCCGCGCGGUCUUGGAGAUGAAUUAGAGCUGAAACUCGACAACCCGGUCAUGAAAACUUGGCUUAAGAACAGCUCCCCGCUUCGGCCGCCACUCGGGAUCCGCUGCAGGACGGGUAGCGCCCCGACCUCUCGCCCUCGGCUGUUUCCUUGCGCCGCCGAGGCCGCCGCGUUUGACUCAUUUUACCUUUACCUGUCAUGAAAUACCCCGGAUUUGCUCCUGACGGAAAAGCAGGAGGCGCGGCUCUCUGGAUCCCAGGCCUGGCAGCCUCUGGAAUGUGGCUUCAGAUGGGCCGUGGGUAGCCUCCCCGCCCCCCGCUUUCCUCCCGGCGCCCAGAGGCUGGAGCCGGGGUCCCCGGGGUCAGGUACUUGUAAACCGGGCAGUGAAGGGCCCGGGCGGCUCAGCUUCCUGGGGCCACGACCGGGCUGGUGCACGGGACUGAUUUUUUAAGACACCCGCGUCGUGACGUGCCAGGCUCUGGACGCCUGCGCCGGACCGCGUGGAACCCCAGCCCCGGCGGCGGGAGUGGGAACCCCCUCAAGCGUGUUGCCUUUUAAAAGCUUGUGGAAAACUCAAUUUGAAAUGAUUAAAAAAUGUCAGGUGUUAUAAACCAGUAUUUAAGAUGCUUGUAAAUAUUAUUUAUGUUUUUAAUUUUGUAAAAUAAAGAUUUCUUUUUAACCGCUGGCAUGAAGGCCUGGUCCUUGCUGGC
Messenger RNA from Talpa occidentalis (Iberian mole), 2229 nucleotides. RefSeq names its product CCR4-NOT transcription complex subunit 8 (gene CNOT8). Lineage: Eukaryota; Metazoa; Chordata; Mammalia; Eulipotyphla; Talpidae. Gene Ontology annotation, cellular component: CCR4-NOT complex; P-body; CCR4-NOT core complex. The transcript has 9 exons. The coding region runs from base 383 to 1336 and encodes 317 amino acids. The record is from RefSeq and is a predicted model, not a curated record. Gene Ontology annotation, molecular function: nucleic acid binding; poly(A)-specific ribonuclease activity.